AUGCUAUCCCCGAAUCCACGGUCACAAAGUGCCGGCUCACCGCCAGCCCCGAGCAAUGGAGCCAAGCGCAAGCGGAAAGUGUACUCAUGUCACCCAUGUCGACGACGAAAACUGCGCUGUGAUCGAAGCUAUCCCACUUGUAGUCGAUGUCAAACAGCAGGACAGAGUAAUUCUUGUUCUUAUGAUGGGCCGCCGCCCUCUAAAUCUGUUGCGUCCAUUGCAGCUCCGGUCGCGCCUAUAGUCCCCCCACCACUCAGGACCCCAGUGCCUGUGGCUAGGGCUAACUAUGACGAUCACCGACAGGCGGCAUUAGGUGAAAACCCUCUAUCCGACUUGGAAGUGGGUCAAAAUGUUGGCACUUGGCAGCUUCUUAGUGAAAGGGCAGCUUCCACGGCUGAUGUACAGAUUCAACGGCCUGCUGUCAAGGCCGAUAACGAGGAGCCCGCUUUUCCAGGUCGGACACAUGAUUCUAUACGAAAUGUUAUCUUCCGUGGUGAGAAUUUUAGGACUCAGUACUAUGGUGGAAGUAAUCCAGCUAGUUUGAUCGGACAUUUCCCCGAACUUCGGUCCUUUAUGAAAGAAGCUAUCAAAAAUCAGAAAUCGCUCUAUAGAGUUCAGCAUGAUUUGAAAAGCCGGCAUAAGAAAUGGAAAGUGGAGAAGGUUAAUACGCUAUCCACACCUCAAUUGGACUUCACCUACCUCCUCCCCGACCAAAGAACGAUUAAUGAACUUGUGCAUCGCUAUUUUGACAACUACGAGUCCAUCUACAGGAUUAUUCAUGGUCCAAGUUUCUGGGAAGAAUAUGCCAAAUUCUCGACUGACCAUCUAUCAACAUCCUCUGCCUUUGUUGUUCUCGUUCUAUUAAUAAUGGCCACUGCGAGCUGCAUCUCGCCCAACGAACAAACCCGAUACAUCGGAGAUAGCUCACUAGGCCGAGAGCGCGCAGUUAUGUGGAUCGAGGCCUCGGAAUCUUGGCUCAGAUCUCACAGCCAGAAGAACGUGUACCUGGCAGUCUGGCAAAUACGCUGUCUCCUGCUCCUGGCAAAACUAGCGAAUACAGUCAAGAAAAAAAGACAUUGGACAGAAGCUGGAAACCUGGUCAGAGAAGCAAUGGCGGCUGGAAUGCAUCGUGAUCCGGGCCUCUUGGGAGAUAAGAUUUCUGCAUUUGAUCGAGAGAUGAGACGAAGAUUAUGGGCUACAAUGACCGAGCUGGAACUUCAGGCUUCAAUCGAUCGUGGAAUGACCUCUACAUCGGCAGGAGCAUUUGCUGAUACGAAGGGAGUUUUGAACCUCGAAGAUAAGGAUCUUCUUGAUGAGCCUGACGCAUUGGAUACACAGCGACCCGCAACAGAAUAUACUGCGAGCUCGUUCCUUUACUUUUCCAAUAUGAGUUUCUCUCUACGCGUGUCCUUGAACUCGGUGGUGAAUGACAUGAAUUCUCCACUGCGGUAUGAGGAGGUCAUGCAUUACGAAGAUCUCAUUACAAAGGAACUACAGAAGCUUCCUCCAUGGAGCUGUGUCCGAUCACAUGAAAACGAGAACGGACUCUCUCUAGCGGCAAGAACACUCCUUGAUGUCCAGCUUCGACAAUUCUUGAUCAUGCUACAUGCCCCGUUCGCUCGGCAAGCUGAGGCAUCGUCUCGGCAUUCAUUCUCCAGAAUGGUAUGCUUUGAUGCCGCAUCAAGUAUCAUCGACCAAUAUACACGACUCAUCGAAUCCCAUAGCCUGGUUUUAUUACUGCAGCGACAUGACUACUUCAGAGCAGCAUUAGUCAUGUGUCAGAACUCGUAUAUCUCCAUGAAUCUUCAGAGUGAGUUGAUCCCAGGGCAUUGCAUUCUUCUUGAGGUUUAUAUUUGA
Molecule: messenger RNA, 1857 nt
Organism: Penicillium verhagenii
Lineage: Eukaryota; Fungi; Ascomycota; Eurotiomycetes; Eurotiales; Aspergillaceae
Exons: 2
Coding region: 1-1857 (618 amino acids)
Biological process (GO): DNA-templated transcription; regulation of transcription by RNA polymerase II
Cellular component (GO): nucleus
Molecular function (GO): RNA polymerase II cis-regulatory region sequence-specific DNA binding; DNA-binding transcription activator activity, RNA polymerase II-specific; zinc ion binding
Source: RefSeq, a predicted model, not a curated record